CGCACGACGCCUAUCGCCCAAAUCAGCUGUCCGCAUGCCCACAAUCUCGAUUUUUGCAGUUAUCCCUCAUUUGUAGACUUGUCACUUUCAAAAAUUUUACGUGUCCGUCAAAAUAAUGCAGUUUUGAUUUAUCUCAUUUAGAAGGAAGAUCAUGUUGCUGUUACCUCGCCUGCGUCUGAUCACAUUUGAUGUCACAGACACUCUGUUAAAAUUUCGCAGGACAAUCCCCGAGCAGUACGGGCAGGUUGGCGCUUUUUACGGGAUUCAAGUGGACCGUGGAAAGCUAGCCGGGAAUUUUAAAAAGCAUUGGGCGCGCAUGAACAAAGAAUAUCCGAAUUUCGGACUGAAAACUUCUAUAGGAUGGGAGGAUUGGUGGAAAAUGCUCGUCAAAGGUACUUUCAACGACUCCAACAUCACCGUCAGCGAUUUUGACGAUAAGAUGUUAGAGGCUGUGGCGUCACACCUGAUCGCAGCCUACAAGACUCCGGCAUGCUGGCAGCACUCGCACGGCGUGCUGGACCUCUUAUCCUACAUAAAAAAUCGUGCCGUUCCGAUGGGAGUCCUCUCGAAUUUCGAUCCUAGGCUAGGAGAGACUUUGAACAACUUGAAACUUAGACAUUACUUCCAGUUCGUUCUAUCCUCGUACGAGGUAGGCGUCGAGAAACCCGAUGGAAAAAUAUUCGAAGAAGCAAUGACAUGGUCUAAACUGAAGAACCUUCACGGGGAUGAGUGUCUUCAUAUCGGUGACAACCCUCGAGCGGACUAUUUGGGCGCCAAAAACGCUGGUUGGCAAGCGGUACUGAUCCUAGACGACAAAAAGCCUGAGACUGUGUUAAAAGCACACCCUGAGAUUGAUCCAGCAGAUGUUUUCCCUAGCUUGUUUGAAUUAGUCAAAUAUCUCAUGGAGAAGUCGAAAAGUGAAGUAGUGUCCUCCCAGGUGUCAAUGACAUAAUAACGUAUAUCUGACAUGUCAUUAUACGCUGUUCUUCUGUUUUUUGAAUAAAGAAAAUCAACGAGAACUCAUUGAGUUAUCCCACGUAAA
Messenger RNA from Acanthoscelides obtectus, 1042 nucleotides. Lineage: Eukaryota; Metazoa; Arthropoda; Insecta; Coleoptera; Chrysomelidae. The record is from the annotation of a GenBank genome assembly.